UCUGGAACAGUAAAAUUUUUAGAAGUCAUUAAGCCAUUCUGUGCAGUGUUACCUGAAAUCCAGAAACCGGAAAGAAAAAUCCAGUUCAGAGAGAAGGUACUAUGGACAGCUAUCACACUCUUCAUUUUCUUGGUGUGCUGCCAGAUCCCUUUGUUUGGAAUCAUGUCAUCGGAUUCUGCAGACCCAUUCUACUGGAUGCGAGUCAUUCUUGCAUCAAACAGAGGUACUUUGAUGGAAUUGGGUAUCUCCCCCAUCGUGACCUCUGGUCUGAUCAUGCAGCUGCUAGCUGGAGCGAAGAUCAUUGAAGUUGGUGAUACUCCAAAAGACAGAGCCUUGUUCAAUGGAGCUCAGAAAUUAUUUGGGAUGAUUAUUACCAUUGGGCAAGCCAUUGUGUAUGUUAUGACUGGAAUUCCUGCUGAAAUGGGUGCUGGAAUUUGUCUUCUUAUUAUAAUUCAGCUGUUUGUUGCUGGAUUGAUUGUGCUGCUGCUGGAUGAGUUGCUACAGAAAGGUUAUGGCUUGGGGUCUGGGAUUUCCCUGUUUAUUGCUACCAACAUCUGUGAAACCAUUGUCUGGAAAGCUUUUAGUCCCACUACCAUCAACACUGGCAGAGGAACAGAGUUUGAGGGUGCUGUGAUUGCCCUGUUCCAUCUGCUGGCCACACGGACCGACAAAGUCCGGGCUCUGCGGGAGGCGUUCUAUCGACAGAACCUGCCCAAUCUCAUGAACCUGAUUGCUACAGUGUUCGUGUUUGCUGUAGUCAUCUAUUUUCAGGGAUUCCGUGUUGAUUUACCCAUCAAGUCUGCACGAUACCGUGGGCAGUACAGCAGCUAUCCCAUCAAGCUCUUCUACACCUCCAACAUUCCCAUCAUCCUGCAGUCUGCCUUGGUUUCAAACCUCUACGUCAUUUCCCAGAUGUUGUCUGUUCGUUUUAGUGGCAACUUCUUGGUGAACUUACUAGGACAGUGGGCAGAUGUCAGUGGUGGUGGCCCUGCUCGCUCUUACCCCGUUGGUGGCCUGUGCUACUACUUGUCCCCUCCAGAAUCCAUGGGUGCAAUAUUUGAGGACCCCGUCCAUGUAAUAGUUUAUAUAAUAUUUAUGCUGGGAUCCUGUGCAUUCUUCUCGAAGACUUGGAUUGAGGUGUCUGGCUCAUCAGCAAAAGAUGUUGCCAAGCAACUCAAAGAACAGCAAAUGGUGAUGAGAGGCCACCGGGACACUUCAAUGGUUCAUGAGCUUAACAGGUAUAUCCCCACAGCAGCUGCGUUUGGCGGCCUGUGCAUCGGCGCCCUUUCCGUGCUGGCCGACUUCCUCGGAGCCAUCGGGUCCGGCACUGGCAUUCUGCUUGCAGUCACCAUUAUUUAUCAGUAUUUUGAAAUAUUUGUAAAAGAACAGGCAGAAGUUGGAGGAGUGGGUGCAUUAUUUUUCUAGAUGUCCGAAUAUUUCAUGGUUUGUGUGAAAGGGAAAGUAUUUUGACAGUAUGCAUCAUUUAGUCCAGUAAUGCUCUUUUCUUUUGACUCGUCCUCAAGUGCUACGUGUCCCAUUCCUGUCAGGGGCACUGGGCAGUGCCUGUGUGCAGCGUUAGUACCAGCUGCCUUAACAAUCAAGUUUACAUUAUCUUGUUU
Molecule: messenger RNA, 1619 nt
Organism: Merops nubicus (carmine bee-eater)
Lineage: Eukaryota; Metazoa; Chordata; Aves; Coraciiformes; Meropidae
Gene: SEC61A2
Product: Sec61 alpha 2 subunit (S. cerevisiae)
Biological process (GO): post-translational protein targeting to membrane, translocation; SRP-dependent cotranslational protein targeting to membrane, translocation
Cellular component (GO): Sec61 translocon complex; membrane
Molecular function (GO): transmembrane protein transporter activity; ribosome binding; signal sequence receptor activity
Source: RefSeq, a predicted model, not a curated record